AGUCAUGUGUUGCAUGCAUGCCUAAUUGUUAUUUUUAAAUGGCUAAACAAUUCCUCUGUUAAUAAAGAAAUUAUAGAUAAAAUAUGUUGAUAUAAUAGGUGACUUAACUCUGUGCUGUGUAAUUUUCUUUGAUUGUAAAGUCACUUAAAUACAUUUCAUUGUCACUUAUUGUAAUUUGAAAUCAAAAGAAGUAAUUAUUUGUGAUCAAAAUUUGGAGAUUAAAAAUAUUUGAUGCAAUGAUAAGUAGACUAGAGAGAAAGAUGGAUGCAGAUUUUAUGCACUUGGAGUUUCUUGAUAAACGAAUUCGCAAACCACUUGGAUCAAAUGCGAAUCAAAACGAUGCAACUUUUCAAAUUGGCAACGAAGAUGCUAGUAUUGGUCCCUAUAAAACCAAUCGAAAAUUAGUGAUCUCAAGCAGCAACCAAAAUGAAUCUACCUUUCAAAUUGGACAUGAAGAUGCAAAUAUUGGUCCUUCACGUACAAGUAAAAAAGUUUUUCAAAUUACAUCAAAUGAGCAUCCACCAUAUGGGGUUGAUGCCAAAGAAGUUUCAUUCAAAUCACCUAUUGGAGAGGUUAAAUCCCCAUUUAAGUUAGAAAAAACCAAUGCUGCCAAGCUAACAUCUGCACAGAAACUCGUUUUUGCCGCACCUCGGCGUAAUUAUGACUUUACUUACAAUAAGCAACAAGCAAAAGAUGCACUUUCAGAAAUUAGCAAAGGCUUGUCCCCUGCUAGAGCAACAGAAAAUAAUUUUUCAUAUCAGUCAGCAUCUCAUUCAAAUGGGCAUGAAAUUUCUGACAAUUCUCCUACAUACUAUGAUAGUAACAGUCAACCAAAUCAACAAACCUACACUUAUGGAUACCAAACUCCUUCUAGGGAACAACAUUAUCAAAAUGCACCAGUUGCUGGAAAUAGCCCUUUCUCACUAAAGCCAUUAGCACGUACCUCUUCAGAACCAACUCUUAAUGUGACAGAACAAGAAGAUAUCUCAGUUAGAAGAGCAGGUAGUCGAAAACCUGAUCCAGUUUCAUAUCACAAAACAUCUUACUUUCAGUCUGUCUCCGAAGCAGAAAAGAACAGAAAUGCAAUGCGAUCCCCUCCCUUAAAUAGUGGUUAUUACAGCGAUGACGACCAUUACAUUACGCCAAAGCAAGCUCAAAAGCUAACUUAUGAAACACCUGCACCAAAAAAACGUGAACGGAUACUUUCUCAAGAUGCUUACAAACAGUUUCAUCACUCCAAUAUUGUCAUCACGCAACCUGGACCAUCACCAGGAUAUCGUUCACCUCCAGUUGAUCAUAACAAUGACCGUGCUUUACGUACAUCUAGAUUUGUUGCUACUUCUCCAUCACAUAGUGAUUAUGGAAAUUAUAAUGUGUCUACAACCCAAAAUGUACCCAUGGCAGGUGUCCCUUCCUCUCGUGGAGAUGCUGUAGCCCACAGUAUGGGUUACAAUUAUAACGAUCUUAUUUCACCACGUGGUUCUGUUGGUGGAAAUUCUGAUGAUACUAUGUCACAGAUGGAAGAAGCCUUUGAUAAUUUUUCAAUUCACUCGUAUUCAAGUAGAGGUAGAAACCAGAACAAGUUUUCCAAGACUAUGCAAACUAAACUUUUGGUACAAGGUGGCCAUGUUGUAAAUGAAGAUCGCAUGUUUGAAGCUGAUGUUUACAUUGAAGAUGGAAUCAUCAGAGAAGUGAGGAAAGGUAUUGUACCAGGUGAUGGCGUAAGAGUAGUUGAUGCACGUGGAAAGUAUGUAAUGCCAGGCGGUAUUGACACGCAUACGCAUAUGCAACUGCCGUUUAUGGGUACAGUUGCUGCAGAUGAUUUUUAUCAUGGUACCAAAGCUGCAGUGGCUGGGGGAACAACUAUGAUAAUUGAUUUUGUGAUUCCACAGAAAGGUGAAUCAUUGGUUGCUGCCUAUGAAAAAUGGCGUGCUUGGGCAGAUCCUAAAGUUUGUUGUGACUAUAGUUUUCAUGUUGCUGUAACAUGGUGGAAUGAAAAAGUCCAUGACGACAUGCGUAAACUCACUUCUGAUUAUGGUGUUAACUCGUUUAAAUGUUUUAUGGCGUACAAGGAUGUGUUUAUGUUGCGUGAUGAUGAAUUAUUUUAUGCUUUUAAAGCAUGCAGACAGUUUGGAGCAUUGGCACAAGUUCACGCUGAAAAUGGCGACCUUAUUGCAGAACAAUCCAAGAAGAUGAUUGAGCUUGGUAUAACAGGACCUGAGGGCCAUGAGAUGUGUAGACCAGAACAAGUUGAAGCAGAAGCAACACAACGAGCUAUUGUUAUAGCUGACCAGGCAAGUUGUCCGAUCUAUAUCGUGCAUGUUAUGAGUAAAAGUGCAGCUGACUGUGUUAGUAAUAGUCGUCGCAAAGGUUUUGUUUGUUUUGGUGAACCGAUUGCUGCAGGACUUGGUGCAGAUGGAACACACUACUGGCAUCGUUGCUGGAGACACGCCUCAGCCUAUGUGAUGGGUCCACCUCUUCGACCAGACACGAGUACACCUGGAUAUUUGAUGGAUCUACUUGCUAAUGGCGAUUUAUCUUGUACAGGCACAGAUAAUUGUACAUUCAAUGCAAACCAGAAAGCUUUGGGUAAAGACGACUUUAGAGCAAUUCCGAACGGAGUAAAUGGUGUGGAAGAUCGUAUGUCAGUGAUUUGGGAGAAGGGCGUGCAUACUGGUAAAAUGGACGCAAGUCGAUUUGUAUCUGUGACCAGUACGACAGCAGCGAAAAUCUUUAAUCUCUAUCCACGUAAAGGUAUUAUUGCAGUUGGUUCGGACGCUGAUAUUGUUGUGUGGGAUCCAAAUGGUACAAGAACUAUCUCUGCAAGAACUCAUCAUCAUGCUGUGGAUUUUAACAUCUUCGAAGGUAUGUUAUGUCACGGUGUAACAGAUGUCACGAUUUCCCGUGGAAAAGUUGUUUACGACCGCAAGAACGGGUUAAGCGUGAUUGGUGGAGACGGCAGAUUUGUACCACGUGCUUGCUUCGCACCAUAUGUUUACAGUCGACAGUUUCUGAGGGAAAAGGCUAAUGUACCACAAAAGGUUGAGCGCGAACCAUACACUGGACCAGUCAUCAAAUUACCUUAAAGAUGGAUUUGAUUGGCUUGUUUCAAGAUUCAAGUGGACAUAUAUCAACCUUAUGCAUACAACACAAACUAGAGAGAACCAAGAAGCAGAUAUUUUUGUAAUGAUAUAGUCACGUGAUUUAAUAAGAAAUCCACUUUGCUUUUUGGCAAGUAUUGGAUCAUGAAUCAUAGAUACGCCAAUCGUAACGUUUUUCUAAAAUCACUUUGCGCUGCAGAAAUACCGUAAUACUCGAUUAAGCCUCCCGGGGGAUUCUUAUUUGUCAUUAAUAUUUGACAGAAUGUGGAGGUUUAUUUAAAUUAUUUUUUAAAAUAUUAGUGUCCACGUUAGUGUCCAAGGUAGUUACUUACAUAAAAAUAUCUGAGCAUUAUCAUGGAAUGUAUUUUUCCUCUAAAAUAA
Molecule: messenger RNA, 3482 nt
Organism: Hydractinia symbiolongicarpus
Lineage: Eukaryota; Metazoa; Cnidaria; Hydrozoa; Anthoathecata; Hydractiniidae
Product: dihydropyrimidinase-like
Exons: 18
Coding region: 237-3086 (949 amino acids)
Biological process (GO): pyrimidine nucleobase catabolic process
Cellular component (GO): cytoplasm; cytosol
Molecular function (GO): dihydropyrimidinase activity
Source: RefSeq, a predicted model, not a curated record